CCCUGCCUGCCCGCGUCGAUUCGUACGGCCGGGCAAACUCCAGUCGGUCUAGGGAUGGCGGCCGGCGCGGGCUCCGCUGCCCGCCGCGGGUGAUCCCCUCUCACGCGGGGAGCCCCUCUCUCUGGCGCUUCACCUGGGGGAUCCCCUCGCGGCCUGGACCCUUAUCCUCCCCUCCCCUCCCUCCCUCCCUCCGCUUCUCUUCUAGGGUUUUCUAGAUUUUCAUCUCCCCUGCCGCAGAUGUUUUCCCAUGGCACAGAUUCCGCCCCCGAGGCCGCCUCGGGCUUCCCGACGCGCUUCGUCUGGCCCUAUGGUGGCAAGAGGGUCUACCUUACGGGCUCCUUUACAAGGUGGACAGAACAUUUGCCAAUGUCUCCUGUUGAAGGUUGCCCUACUGUUUUUCAAGCCAUCUGCAAUUUGUCCCCUGGGAUCCAUCAGUACAAGUUUUGUGUGGAUGGGGAGUGGCGGCACGAUGAGCGGCAACCUACUAUAACAGGAGACUAUGGGGUGGUUAACAGUAUUUGCUUGACAGGGAAUUUUGACCAACUAAGUACGAUAUUGAGCCCUAGUACACCUGGAAACAGGAUGAACAUGGAUGUGGACAAUGACAAUUUUCAACGCAAUCAGGUUUCUUUAUCUGAUGGCAUUAUUCAGGAAGGUUCUCAGAGAAUUUCUGAGGCAGCUAUACAGAUCUCUAGGAGUCGUGUUCUGGAUUAUCUGAAAGGGCAGACUGGGUAUGAUUUACUCCCAGAUUCGGGCAAGGUCAUUGCUCUGGACGUUAAUUUACCUGUGAAGCAAUCUUUCCAUAUUCUGCAUGAACAGGGAAUUCCUGUGGCACCUCUGUGGGAUUCAUUUAGGGGCCAGUUUGUUGGCCUUUUGAGCCCACUGGAUUUUAUACUCAUAUUGACAGAGCUGGAAACUCAUGGCUCAAAUCUGACAGAAGAGCAGCUUGAAACACAUACUAUUUCUGCAUGGAAGGAGGCCAAGCGUCAAACUUAUGGCAGAAACGAGGGUCAUUGGAGGACAAAUCACCAUCUAGUUCAUGCUACCCCAUAUGAAUCCCUGAGUGACAUUGCUAUGAAGAUACUGCAAAAUGGUGUCUCUACAGUUCCCAUUCUCUUUUCCUCAUCGUCAGAUGGAUCGUAUCCUCAACUGUUGCAUCUUGCAUCCCUUUCCGGAAUUUUGAAAUGUAUUUGUAGAUAUUUUAAAAAUUCUACAGGUAAUUUGCCUAUUUUAAACCAACCUAUAUGCACAAUUCCGCUGGGUACCUGGGUUCCAAAAAUUGGUGAUCCAAAUGGCCGUCCAUUGGCUAUGUUGCGGCCUAACACAUCACUUAGCUCUGCCCUGAAUUUACUGGUUCAAGCUGGUGUGAGUUCCAUACCAAUCGUGGAUGACAAUGACUCACUCCUUGACACAUAUUCCAGAAGUGACAUCACAGCUCUUGCAAAAGACAAGGUGUACACACACAUUCGCCUAGAUGAGAUGACCAUUCAUCAGGCUUUGCAGCUUGGACAGGAUGCUAAUUCUCCCUUUGGAUUCUUCAAUGGGCAAAGAUGUCAGAUGUGUCUCCGGUCUGACACACUGUUGAAAGUGAUGGAGCGGUUAGCUAAUCCUGGGGUGCGCCGUGUUUUCAUUGUGGAAGCUGGCAGCAAACGUGUGGAGGGCAUAAUAUCACUGAGUGAUAUUUUCAAGUUCCUGCUGAGCUAGCCUUAAAUGCCCGAGCCAUGUCUGUUUUGUUCUCGCAACUGCCGGAGUUGUUAACAAUAGCAGAAAAGUUUGUCAAGCCAACAUGGAUCUCUCUGGCUUUUGGAUAGUCUUCUCCCGACAAUGGCCAUCCAGAGUCUGUAAAGCUUUUUUUUUUCUUCCUUUUUCCUGCCCCUUUGUUACCCGAAAUGUCUGGUGAUUUUUAUUUAUUGGAUUGUUUUGCUGCUUGCUCGGUUUCUGAGCCCCCAAGGAGGUAGCGGUAGCUCUCUUGAUGGUGGCACUAGAGACAUUUUAGCAUGAAUCGUCACAAGAGAAGGAAGAAUUGAGGAAAGGGGGGAUGCUCCAAACCAAAAGAGGGAAGGGAUGAUGAAUGUGUUGUUUUUGCUCAACAACCGUUUUUUUUGGCGGGCAGUGUUGCAAACCAUGAAAGGAGAAAUUACAGUCGGCUCCUUGUUAGACGAAAACCAAAAGCUAUCCUGUGAUGUGAUGUAGUCAGUCGGUCGGUUGGUCUCAUCUCAUGGCGUCUGAGUGGGAUUUGUGUACAAACCUGUACCUGAUUUUUAUGCCUAAACCGCAGCUUAAUUACUCAUUUUCCUUAAUCCCCCCUUGGGUAAUUAGUAUGGCAGUACUGUUAGUGAUAAUUCAUUUCUAAAUUAUCUUCUUGUAUACUACUCUUAUUGUAGUGGAGUAUAUAAGUAUCU
This is a messenger RNA of Oryza brachyantha (malo sina), 2402 nucleotides long. Its product is annotated as sucrose nonfermenting 4-like protein. The transcript is spliced from 13 exons. NCBI's taxonomy places the organism in Eukaryota, Viridiplantae, Streptophyta, Magnoliopsida, Poales, Poaceae. The coding region runs from base 238 to 1704 and encodes 488 amino acids. The record is from RefSeq and is a predicted model, not a curated record.